Molecule: messenger RNA, 5865 nt
Organism: Clonostachys solani
Lineage: Eukaryota; Fungi; Ascomycota; Sordariomycetes; Hypocreales; Bionectriaceae
Source: the annotation of a GenBank genome assembly
AUGGAUGACAAUCCUGGCCCUCGCCGCGGGGACCAUGCUGGCGCUCUCUCGGCCUCGACCGCCGCCCACCUCUUCGCCAACUUCACACCGUACGAACCCAUCUCCCGUGCGACUACUCCCGGCAUACCCUGCGCCAAAGUAGACGAUGACGACAAGAAGCGAUAUCGGCCACGAACCUUUGCCUACUUCAGGCAGUUGCCGUUCGAGGUUGAAGACGAAUCCGAACGAGAUGCUGCUCUGCAGCAGAUUCUAAAACAGCUCUACAUUGCCAUCAAGGCUGAGGACUUCAGCCCAGGCGCUUUGCACUGGACAAGGGAGCUUUCAGCAUGGCUAAAUCUCAAGUUCGAAAUGACGAGAGAAGACAGAGCCAAGCUUGCGAAGUUAUACUUUAGUCUUGCACUUGCACCUGGAUUGGACCAUGCUGCCUCUGACCGUUUCUUGCGGAUGGUGCUCACGCUCACAAGAAAGAGCCACUACCUCAAACCUGGAGAGGACCUCACGUUCGAUUGGCGACCCCUCUGGGAAGAGCUCAGGCCAUGGAUACUGUCCUCCGAAGCCCCACCCCAUCAGACCAGCCGCCGACGCUCGAUGAAGCAACUGCUCAAGCUGUGCACACACGCAAAUACAUUCUUUGAUCCAAGUGAGCGUCGCCAGAUGCUGGAGGUGUUCUUGCCCUACUUCAGUGUCAACGAUCUGCCCAAUGCCUUCAUCGUCAUUGGGUUGCUGAAUGCCCUCUUGCCCAGUCAACCUGCCCCAGAGCAUGAUGUCAAGUCGCAGCCCGGCACCUUCUUUCCUACUCUGUUCCAUCUGUGGUCGAUCUUGAACCGGUCUAAGGUAUUCGACACUUUUGUGAUAGAUUUGUUUUCCAGAAUGGCCAGGGACCACCUGCACUGCUCCUAUGUGCCCUUCAAUGAGUAUGGCAUUUUCACCAAGGAGCAAUCCAAUCUCAUUUUCACCGCCAUCCUUCGCUUGACAGGCAUUCCCGUUGGCCAGGCCAGUUCACCGUACACUGCCCUAGAUUAUCUGGCCGGGGCUGCCGUGUUCCUUGAGAAAGACAAAAAGAAGUAUCCAAUUGCGUACAUGCUCUCCCGUCUAAUUGUGUACUCCCUGUCACCCCUGUGCCUGGAACACGAAGAAUCUACCAUGGCUAGCUUAGAGGGUCUUAUGGAAUCGAUUGAUACAUUUUUCCACCCCUCGAACCAGGGCUCCUGGACUGCAUUGCUAGGCCAACUUACGCUCUAUCUUACGGAUUCCUUCGUUUCCCGUUGGAACCGUGAGCAGAGCGGAGAGCUUGAUAUUCCACCUGAGAGAAGGAUCAAUGCCGCCCUGAAGAGACGGUUUGUGGCUUCACUCAAGGAAGUGACCUUUAUGGGUCUAUUUUCCAAGAGCGGGAAAGUCUCGCACUAUUACUACAAUGCCUUGCAGGGAUUGGCAUUCUUGGAGCCUGAUCUGGUGCUACCCGGUGCGCUCCAACGAUUUUAUCCCAGUCUUCAGGGUUUGGUGGAGGUGCACCGAACCACUUCGAGUUUGAAUGGCUUGCAGAUGAUUGCCAAUGUUAUGUCAAGACUCAAGGGAUACCGCUGCCACUUAACCGCCCUCCUCGCCCUGGCACUGCCUGGAAUUGACGCAAAUGAUCUAAGCAAAACUCAAUAUACACUGGCCUUCAUCCAGAGUGUUGCGAACAGCAUUCCAAUGGUUCCACUUAUCAAGGAGGAGGGCGUCCAUGAUACCACCUUGGCUAUGCAGUGGGUCCAAGGCGAAAUGGAGCGCAUGGAGCGCGAUGGCCAGAACGUCAAGAUUGACUACAAUACAGAGCUAACAGACGAGGACGAGGAACUAAUUCUCAGAUCCUCGACGGCUGGAUUCGGUGAAUUCCUCAUAACUCUAUUAGGGAAAGUCUUUACCCUUCUGGAGAACUUGCCUGAUGCCAAUGAUGCUCGAGGGGCCACACCAGAGGACAACGUUAUAAAUGCCCUUCCGGCUGCUUUCUCACCACUAUUCGCAUCACUCUCUCCGGAAUUGUUCGAUAUCGCCCUUGAGAAACUAGCUACUUUUGUGUCUAGCCAUGUGAUCCAUCAGGCUCGUGAUGCAAUGGCGUGGAUCUUGAAUGCGCUGUGCAAGAUCAACCCAGAGAAGACACUGAAAGUCUUUGUUCCCAUGCUUGUCGUCAAUAUUCGUAACGAGAUCGACCAGAACAAUGCUGCCUCAGACCGAACAUCUGGCACAGAUUAUUUACCGAGAGAUCGAGCCUUGGUCUGGCAUAUUAGUAUGCUUGCUAUGACUGUUGUCCAUGUAGGACGUGAAGUUCUCAACUACAAAUCAGAGCUUCUUGGUAUUGCCGAGUACAUGUUAGAAAAGUGCCGCGGCUUGCCUACCAUCUUGGUGUCCAACUACAUUCAUCAUCUCCUCCUCAACCUCACUCACACCUACGCGAUUGACCAUGCCCUGUACGAGCCAGAAGUCAUUCAACGAGGUGUUGAUAUUUCCGAUUGGGGCCGAUCUACAACCCCGGCUGACCUUACAAUUCGUUGGCACCAGCCCUCUCCAUCUGAGAUUGAAUUUGCCGUCGAGCUGUUCGAAUCCCAGACCAAGUCAGCUACUGAGCAAUUGGAGUUGCUAAUGAGCGACAACCCGCCAGUUAGCAGAUCGGGAAAGAACAAGGAGUGGUCUGACGAAGCAUCCAGACAGCUUCAACAAAUUCGUCUCAUCACAGCCGGUAUGGCGACUUUGUUUGACCCGAAGCGUGCUUCCGGAGAUCGAACUGGCGAAGCCAAUGGCACAUCAAAGAUGGAGGUAGAUGGAGAUGGGGAAGAUCUGAUUGAGGAUGACGAGCCAUUGGCUGAGGUUGGGGAGGAUGAAGAGCUCCGACCUCAAUUUCGCGCCAGGGCCGGAUAUGCGCUCACUUCCAGUGACGCAUCUUACCAAAAGAUUCAUAACAUCCGGGAUGACCUUGGUCUCCUCCUGUCCAAAUUCCAUGGCUUUUUGAGAGAGAAUAUGGAGGAUGAUGUCGACUGCUUCACUGCACUGUACAGCGCUUACCGUACCUGGAUCACAGAUGUGGGUAUCGAAAGAUCAGCCCACCCUCUGGAUCGUCAUGUUAGACUCUACAGGUCCGAUAUAUCUCCAUUCCAAAUCAAAGGUCUGCGAAAGGUAUAUCCCCGACCGCUCCUCAUUAAACGGGCCGAGGCCUACCAGAUGCUCCGUAUGAAACACAAUGCAUCGGCAAGACAAAAGAGCGAUAUCGAUAAGCGCUUGCUCCUUGAUCUCGCCCAAUCUUGUUUGUCAUCAUACGCUGAUGUUCGGCGAGUCGCACAAAGCUCCCAGGACUCGUCCCUGAGAUCGUUAAUUGGUGGUAAACCCCUGGUGAUUCCAACCAUCUUGGAAGGGUUCCGCGAAGCUCUUAACGCCGUGGACCAUGACCGGAUCAAGGGCGCCAUGUACACGAUCUUGUACACCAGUCUUGUUCGUACUGUGAUUAAGGACUGGAGAUACGCACCGGAAGCGAUGCGGCUCUAUAUUGAAACCGCCGGUAUCGACAAGCCAUCUAUUCAAAUUCUCGGUUCAUCCGCGCUGUAUAGUUUGCUCGAGUUUGGAAAGUCCGUGGAGCAGAUGGUUCUGGUAAAUGAUGACUACCUAAAGACGAUCGAACCAUCAGAAGAUGUCUCUGCGCCUAUAGCAAAGAGAAAUCAGUUCAUUCAACAGCGCCGAAAGCGCGUGGAAGAGUCUAAAGCAAAGCUGGGCCUAGAGCUAACAGAAAAAGCCAAGGGGGCACAUUGGAAGAUAGCGACCAGGUGCUCGAUAUUUGCUGCCAAUCUCUGUCUCCGAUUCAGCGAGCUCGCUCUUCCUGAGUUCGUUGAUCUUGUGGUACGGGGCACCAUUGACCCCCACCCCGGAUUGAGAAGCUACUAUCUCAAUGCUUUCACGACCAUCUUCACGGCCAUCGACAUCCGUGCUGUCUAUGGUCAUAAGUAUCUCAACUAUUUGACCGAGAAAGAAAAUGGCCGAGAUAGGAUUAAAAUCUCUGUUGAGAAGGGUGAUGCCGACUUCACCAGUAGAUUCCUGGAAGCCUUUAGUCACCCGGAAAACGCCGAAUACAUGGUCGAUGCUGACUACCCCGGAUGGCUCGUCUGGGGCAAGCAGUUCACUGCUUUCAAGGCCAAGCCUAGCCGCUUCGAGGCAUAUGACGAGGUCGAGACUGCCAUCAGGGAGCAGAUUGGUGGCAUAUUGACCAAGAAAUGGUUCGCCCAGUGCUUCGAAUACCUCAAGCAAGAGCCACGAGAUGCGUCCACGGACAGAUUCCGCAUGAGCAAUGUUUAUCUCCUGAUGCAUGUAUUCGAUCUGUUGCACUACGGCAAAACCGCAGCAACCCUGGAAGAUAUUGAAGAUCUGGUUAAGAAUGUAUAUGGAGAAGGUACUGAUAAGCAUCAACAUCGCGCCACUUCAGAGAUUUUAGGUGCCCUUCUCUCAGGAUCCAGCGAUGAUCCACCGGAUAUGCGCAACCGCGUGUGGAAAUUUGCUGCGCCGAUGUUCUUGAGAAUUCUUUCCGAAGACUUGACCCCCGAGAAUAUCUCAUAUUGGCUCACGUGCUUGCACAUGGUCCUUGAUUCCAAGGAUCCCAGGCGCUGCCAUGAGAUCACUUCUGCCUUGAGAGAUUUCAAGCUUGACAUGACGUCGAAUGCGGCUUUCAAAGAGUCAGCCAAAGUUCAACUCCUCGAGUUUGUCAUUUCCGACGCCUCUUGGCACUUCCGUGAUGUGCAGCCUAUUCUCGAUGACUUCCUCGGCCACUUAGAUCACCCUUAUAAAGCCGUCCGCGAAGCCAUGGGCAGAGUGCUCUCGGUGAUCUACAAGACCCGGUACCACGAGUCAUUUGAGAAUGUGACCAAGCUACUAGAAGCAAAUAAGGCUGCUUCGUCCAUUGGUCUGAGACCAUACCGCCCAACAGAGGAAUUCUCGACGACCAUCAAAACUAUCUUCGAUCAGCUGGAGAAGUGGCGUCAUGAGCGCGAACCGGGCCAGCAAACACCCUCGUCCUAUACCUCCGCCUCCAAGACCGUCCUAAUGUGGCUGGACUGCACGCUAUCCUCGCACGAAUGUAUCACCUUGGUCCCCUUCUUCUCCGAUCCAUUCAUGGGACAACUGUUACAUAUGAUGGAUGUGAAGGAAGACCCCGAGCUUAUGAGGCUGGCCUACCAUGUCUACAGACACUUCCCCAAUAUUCCUUUCCGUGAUGGAGAGGAUGCUGAGUUCAUCGAUGGCUUGAUCCGCAUUGGCAAGACAGCUACCAGCUGGCACCAGCGUCUACGUGCAUUGGUCAACAUGCAAGUUGUGUACUUCCGCAGAAUUUUCCUCACAAAGAAGAAGCAGCGUGAUCAGCUAUUUGACGCUGUCUCGGAGAUGCUGAGCGACCCACAGAUUGAGGUGAGGACCUCGGCCUCAACGACGCUCGCCGGUAUGAUCCGUUGUUCACCGCGUCCUAUCCGUGAUCCUAUGAUUGGGGUCUUGAAGAAGAGGUUCGAGGAUCAGCUGCGAAAGAACCCGAUGCCCAAGCGCAAACUUCCAGGCGCAGAGACCCCUGUGAACACGCAUCAGCAGAUCGCCAGGCGUCAUGCUGCUGUUCUCGGAUUGGGGGCAUUGAUUGAGGCGUUCCCUUAUGCUACUCCGCCCCCUGAAUGGAUGCCAGAAGUCCUGGCAACCCUUGCCAGACGGGCUGCUGGUGAUCCUGGUACUGUCGGCAAAGCCACCAAGAUGAUCUUGAGCGAGUUCAAGAAGACAAGGCAGGAUAGUUGGAGUGUUGAUCAAAAAUACUUCACGCAAGAACAACUUGAAGAUCUUGAAGGAGUGCUUUGGAAGAGUUAUUUCGCUUAA